AUGUGUUUGCUGCUCGGUGCGACCGGUGUUGGAAAGACGCUGCUCUUGAAACGUUUACAGAAUAUCCUUUCAAACUAGCCAUCAUUGAGAUUAAUGUAGCAAGCAAGCAAGAUAAUAAGCUAGCUAGCUAACGUUAGCAAUUAUGACCAUGGCUGCAUCUCAAUAAUGUUUUGGCUUCCUUUCCUCGUAUCCUCUUCUUCAUCUGCUUGGAGUCUGAUUACAGUUUUCCAAUACACAUCCACCAUAUUCUUCUUCUCACUUAUCCUAUGUUUUAAUAUCAGUGCAAAUGAAGGAGAGGAGACCGGAAGAGGGGGCCGCUGUUGACUAUUGAGAAGACGCAGCCCAUGUCUCACUCCAACAUGUAUCUUCAGAGGACAUUUCCAUGCCAUCCUGUCUCAUAAAUAACAACCGCUAACGUCACAGUGUCUAUUUAAUCACCCUUAACAGACGAUUCACAGCUCAGUUUGAGAGAUGGGACAACUGAUUUAGGGGAACCCCCUGUUACUCUACCUACGGUGAGUCCAUUCAGUAUUCACCACAGUGAUUGUUGCGUCAGUCACCAUUCGAGGGUGUCUUUAAAACAGAAAAGGAAUAUUCUAGACUACUAUUAUGUAUCCCUCUAUUACAGGUGGGCACCAACCUGACAGACCUGACUCUGAAGAGGAAGAGGGUGACCGUGAGAGAGCUGGGAGGCUGUAUGGGACCUAUCUGGCCCAGCUACUAUACGGACUGCUCCUCUGUCAUCGUGAGUCCAGAACCACAUCCAUACAGUGUAUAAGUCGAGUUAAUAUAUCUACUCUAAAGAAGAAGAUGAUGACAGUGUGAGAGCUGGGGGAGGGAGGCAGGCAGGCAGGCAAUCUGGUCCAGAUACUACCUACACUGAAUGCUCCUCUGUUAUUGUCCAUAGACAUUUUAUAAAUUAAACCUUUUAUGGAUUCAGGUUUGUCCAAUUGAGAUCAAAUCUCUUUAGCAAGAGAGCCCUGGUCCAAGAUAGCAGUAGCAUGAGAACCACGUCAUGACUCCUAUAUAGGAAGACGUUUCUCUCAAUUUGGGAAUAAUUCAUUGUAAGUGCUUGGAAUGAUCUCAAUAAUACUUUGUACACAUAAUACAUUGAUUGUGAAGUUUAAUGCAAAAAUAGUAAAUAUUUCUAUAUGAUUAAUAAGCAAAGCUCCUCUGAUCAAAAAUAGAGAUCAACCAGAGGUUUGAAUAGGCUAAUAUCACUGCAAUACAUGGUAGACCAUCAGCCCACUGAACUGGGAGAUCAUCUGUGCAUUCUGCAUAAUUUCAGGCUUGUCGACUGCAGGCAUGAAUGAUUUAAAAUAAAAGAAUUGUUGUUUGUCCUCUAUAUAGUUCAUGGUGGACUCUGCCAACACCACCCAGAUCUCGUCCUCCUGUAUCCAGCUCCUGUCUGUCCUCUCUGCUGAACCUCUCCACACAGCCUCUGUCCUGGUUAUCUUCAACAAGAGGUCUUGUAGUAACACAGACACUACAAAUUCUCUGGACAAGAUCAGUGUAUUUUAUAGGUGAAACAUUCAGAAAGUUCCAGAUAGAAAUGUAAUGAAUAGAUGUGACAUGAUCCCCUAUUUUCUACAUGACAGACAAUCAGGUUUAUUCAGCACAAUACAGUUCUAUCUGAAUGUUUUGCAACAUUGCACCUUACUAGACAGACCCCUGGCUACGAAACAGACGUAUCUAAUUCCUCCCAAUAUACUCCCACUUUAAAUGCUUUUUUCCCAAACAGACAGUUUCUCUCCCUCCCUGCAACGUUCCUGA
Messenger RNA from Coregonus sp. 'balchen', 1773 nucleotides. The record is from the annotation of a GenBank genome assembly. Lineage: Eukaryota; Metazoa; Chordata; Actinopteri; Salmoniformes; Salmonidae.